UACGGCCCGAUUUUUCCCACUAAGAUUUAAGUUUCUUCUCAGUGACCAUAUAUUUCUUGUACCACAGGUACCAGGUGAGAUCCAGCUUGAAGUCGUAGAAGUGCAUGUAUAGUUGAAAUAAUAAUACACGAACUGGAUAUCCGUUGCUGUUACUGCGCUCAAUGUGACAUCUUUUGUCCACCUGCUACCGAAUCCGUUCAGAAGUCCUUCAGGAAAUUAUUUGCCCUUCCGUUUGCAUUCUAUUAAGGAAGCUAACCCCCGUUUGCAAAGAACCGGAAUUCCUUCUGAGUUAGCAGCUUAAUGUGUCUGAUCGACAUAUUUCUUUAUUUUUGUGGUCCACAUCCGAUAAGAAGCCACAGGAAGUUGUCCUUAAAGACACGGGGAUUAUUUUCUGCAAGAUCUACUAUUAACUAGCGCCACCGUAGCGAAAUUUUGUACACUGCUCACGUUACAGUUAUAUUUAUUACUUAAUCUACCUGGUAUUUAUUAUAAUAAUGUUUAUAUUUUGUUCUAAAUGAGCUUCUUAUUUCUAAAUGUUCUAAAUGAGCUUUUUUGUGCUUCUUUUUUUUAAUAAGGAGUCAUAGGAAAAUCUGUAAUUCGUGGUAAGAGACUUCUCUUAUGUUUUACAUAGUUCUCAAUAUGGCGGUUUCGUCUUCACACGGUCAUCACCACUUAAAUCAUCGGCAACCGCUUAAUUGUUCUGAUGUUCAUAUUGAGAUUCUGACUUUAUCACUAAUGCAUCCGUUUAUACUUGGAUCGCUUCCGUAUUUGGGACCAGCUUAUGACAUGGCACUGGAAAAAAUUGGAACUUUAUACGAACAUCUGCAUGUGGAGCAAAACUUUUUAAUGGACGAAAAAUAUCGUGAUUGUGAUAGCUUCACGGCCGAUGCGGUGGACAUGCUUACGGCACAUCUAUACAAGAAAUCAAUUAAAUAUGCGGAAGAUCCAUGUGCAUUAACCGCUUUAAUUUUUCCUGGAUGUAACGAAAUGCAGGAAGUGUUGAAUCUUGCAACCGAACUGGAUAUUUUAAUGCUUACCAGUGUUGGCAGUUUACCUAACAUACGGGAAAAGAAAAGGUAUCCAACUUGGAUUACAACCACGUCAAAUUCGCACGAUCCUUAUAUUCAAGUGUUCAUUAAGCUGGCGCGAACUUUUAAAUGGAAAUCAUUGGCCGUAUUAACGGAUCAAGACGCUAAUCCGUUCUUUCCGUUCUUCGCUAAUACACUGAUUUCGGCUUUCAUGGAGGAGCGGAAGUUUCAGAUAUACCCAGAAAUACACAACGCAAAAACUGUAGAUUAUCAUAAGAUGCUUUUAAGAUUGAAUUCUGUUUCUCGAAUAUAUCUGUAUUUUGGUUCUCCUGAUGAAUUCCGCAACUUAUUGAAUAAUGGUCUCAUCAAUGUCAUGCAAUUUUGUUGUCAUACAGAAAGUGGCAGCAGAAUUAAACUUCACUCAAGGAGACCAUGUUUACAUGAUCAUGACGCCAUUCAGAUCAACAGGAAACCGAGCACCUUAUCGUGGCAGAAAGGUGACAGCAAUGAUAAGGUGAUCCAAGGUGCCUAUCGGUCGGUUUUAAUUGUGGAGCCUGACAACAUGGUUUAUGGCAUGGCGAAAGGCUCGCAACAGUUUGCUUUGGAAAUGAUCAACCGUUCGCGAAACAGUUAUAACUUCACAUAUGCACCAUUCGACAGGGUCAGUCCGCAUCCAGCUUCAACGUAUGCUGCAUUUCUUAUGUUAGCCGAAGUUGUGGAGGAACUUCGGUCAUCGGGCAAAGAUUACGUAUGGGCUUCCGGAAAAUUGUUCGCUCGGCGCUUCCUGAAUCGCCUGUUUACAACUGACGUUAGUGAAAUCUACAUUGACCGAAAGGGGGAGAGAAUUCCUACGAUAAAUGUCAAUCAGUUGGACUGGAAUGCAUCACAGGUUCGAACAAUUUUUACUCAAAAUGCGUCUACUAUGGAGCUGCAGAAUGUUGCACAGCCACAAUGGCCUACCGCCUGGCCGCCGGCAAAUGAACCCAUGUGCGGAUUUCGUGGGGACGCUUGCAUUUCCGCUUCAGGUAAUUUCGUCACCACCGUUUCUGCAGCAGCUGCAACAUCAGCUACGCUUCUGUUUCUUGUGUUCAUUGGAAUCUUUGUUGGAAUAAAACGACGUAGUAAGUACCAACGAUUCCUUAUUAGCGCGUGCUGGAAAGUUGAGCCGGAAUGUUUGCAACCAUUAGGAGAAAAAAGCCAUAAAGUAAUGGUGCAUAUCAAAGAACAGCGGACAGUAUGGCUCAGCCAAAUGGGUGUACAUCAUGCUACAUCUGGACAACGGUUCCCACAAUCGACACUAAGUCAGCCAGUGCUACGAAUUUUAGAGAGCGUGCUGGAACUAGAACACCGAAACGUCAAUCGGCUGUUGGGCAUGGCUAUAGUUAGCAGUAAUUGGUAUUUCGUCAGCGAAUACUGUGCCCGUGGUAGUCUUCGCGCUUUGUUGUCAAAAACAACAUUGGAGCUUGAUUUCCAAAUCGCGUUAUUGUUGGACACAUUGAAGGGCGUUCAGGCUAUACACCGUUCUCCUAUAAAAUUUCACGGGAAUCUUACAAGCGAUAAUUGUUUGAUCGAUAAAUAUUUUACCUUAAAAAUCGGUGGAGUCGGUUUUCAACAGAUGAGGCAAAAAUACACCAAAGAACUUGUCCAUAGUGCCAAUAACGACAAAUGCUAUGAUCCCGUGAAUGCCACAGCCAGUGAGGAUAUACAAUCCGUCAGUGUUAUCCUGUACCAAAUCAUCAGCCUGGAAGACUAUCCGAAAUCUCCCGAUGACUUGCAUCGCUUGUUGUUCAAGCAACCCGACAGCGUGUCCCCCACGUUCCUUAAAGUUCUGCCGGAUAUACUUUUGUGCAUGGAUCCGCUUCCUGAAAACCGACCGGAGAUUAAUAGUCUAUUGAAGUCGUUUGCAAGUGGGCUGCGUCCUUACACCAACGCAUCUACUAACGUGCCUUUGGUGGAAAAAAUUAUGCGCCGGCUGGAAACAUACGUUAAUGAUCUGGAUCUGCAGGUUGCGAUACGUACCCAGGCUUUGGCAGAUGAACGCAAAAAAUGUGAAAUAUUGCUGAAGAAUAUAUUUCCCAGUUCCGUGAUUGAACAGCUUAGAAAAGGAACCAUAUCGGACGCAGAAAUAUUCGAGUCAACAACCAUAAUGUUUACAGAAAUUGGCGGUUUCAACACUAUUCUCCAUGCGACGAAGCCAAGAACGGCAAUGAUGUUCCUUAAUGAUGUCUAUUCGGCAUUUGACUCCACGCUUGAUCUAUACGACGUUUUCAAGGUGGAAACCAUAAGAGACUCAUACUUGGUUGCAAGUGGUUUACCACAGCGUAACGGACAUCGGCAUGCAAAGGAAAUCUGCACCCUCGCAAUGUCACUGUUCCGAGCUUAUUCAGCCUUUCAGCCGCUGUUUGAUGGAACGUCACUGCGCGCUGGAAUAAACAGUGGCCCUUGUGCUGCGGGAGUCGUCGGACAUAAAACGCCUCGCUACUGCUUAUUCGGCGAUACGGUUAAUACAGCCUCUAGAAUGCUGAGUCACGGUGCGGAUGCGCAAGUCCACGUCAGCCGCAGUACAGCAGAGCUGCUGCAGGAAUUUCCAGAGAUCAGCCUGGAAGAUCGUGGAGAGAUCGCAAUUAAGGGAAAGGGGGCAAUGCAAACCUUUUGGCUGCUGAUGGGCUAAGCCGAAUUUAAUUGGCUUUCGUGUCUCCUUGUA
Messenger RNA from Paramacrobiotus metropolitanus, 3732 nucleotides. RefSeq names its product atrial natriuretic peptide receptor 1-like. The record is from RefSeq and is a predicted model, not a curated record. Lineage: Eukaryota; Metazoa; Tardigrada; Eutardigrada; Parachela; Macrobiotidae. Gene Ontology annotation, biological process: cGMP biosynthetic process; receptor guanylyl cyclase signaling pathway; intracellular signal transduction. Gene Ontology annotation, molecular function: guanylate cyclase activity; peptide receptor activity; ATP binding.